Molecule: messenger RNA, 1055 nt
Organism: Anopheles aquasalis
Lineage: Eukaryota; Metazoa; Arthropoda; Insecta; Diptera; Culicidae
Gene: sowah
Product: ankyrin repeat domain family member sosondowah
Source: RefSeq, a predicted model, not a curated record
CGCGCGUUCACGAUUUUCACAAGUUUCACAAGUUUUACGUGUUUUACGAGAUGGAAACCCCUCCAAAAGAACUCUCUCUGCAAGAAAUUCGAAAGUUUAUGAUUUACAACAACUACAAAGUGACGAACCACGCGUUAGUGAAACACUUCAGAGGAUUUCUCACCAACAAAGAUACCCAAGAUGAGGCUAGAAAGUGCUUCAAAACCUACGUGAAUAUCCUGGCAUCCAUCAAGCAAGAAGGCUCCGAGAAGUACCUAGUUCUUCGCAAAAAGUAUUACGAUGAAAUACCUCUGGCGGAUGAGUCACUGGACAUGAGCUCGUCGCUGACGAUGAGCCCAGCCUCGCGAUCGUUCGCACCGCUCUCCGAUGCGGAGGGAUCGCCGAUGCGCCAGCCUCCGCCUUACCGACCGCCACCGGUGGUUUCACAAAGUAGCCCACGUCGAAAUAGUUCCGAUUACGUUCGCAGUGGUUCCGAAAUCAGUUUCGGCAGUGAUUUUUCGAGUGUCGAUUUGAAGAAGAUGCACCCGGCCCUGAUGCGCAAUGAUAGCAUUGAGGCGCAAGUACUUUCGCGAAAGCACAGUGUGGAGCUGGCCAAGGAGGAAGGGGAAGCCCCUCCGGCGAUACCGCCGCGUAAAAAGAUAAGCGAAUCGGGAAGGAGUUCCGUGGAUGAAAGUUCCACCAUGGCCUUGCCAGACAGUAACGAAAACAAGGAAAAUAUGGCGGGAGAGAAAUCGGAAGCGGCCACCGAUGAGAAUAAGCUGAGUGUGAAGGAAAAGAUGAUGAAGUUUAAUCGUUUUGCAUCGGAAGAGGAAGCCAAAAUUCCUUCCCCUAUCGGCAAGAAGAAACCGGAUAAGAACCUGGAUGAAACGAUCAACUCGGAAAAUCUGUUACAACAUCCGAAAGCAAAGGAAUGGUUAAUCGCUGCGGCAAAAUCGGACUAUCAGCUGCUGGCCAAGCUUUCCACCGAGCAUCCCAAUUUAGUCAAGCUGCAGGACAUCAGCACGGUAAGUUUGACUUCAAUGUCGUUAGUUAAUUUUAGAGCACAAAUUCAAUAA